Molecule: messenger RNA, 5753 nt
Organism: Gymnodraco acuticeps
Lineage: Eukaryota; Metazoa; Chordata; Actinopteri; Perciformes; Bathydraconidae
Gene: celf1
Product: cugbp, Elav-like family member 1
Exons: 16
Coding region: 95-1867 (590 amino acids)
Biological process (GO): mRNA splice site recognition; regulation of alternative mRNA splicing, via spliceosome
Cellular component (GO): ribonucleoprotein complex; cytoplasm; nucleus
Molecular function (GO): mRNA 3'-UTR binding
Source: RefSeq, a predicted model, not a curated record
CAGAGAGACUUCCAUUUUACACGGUGACUGCGAGCUGAACCUAAAGUGACAGAGCACAACUUCUCCAGUGUAGCAGCCCGCCUCUCCAGACAGCAUGCUUAGCGUUAAACUUCGUAGUGCGAGGCCCUCGAUGGAUAGCCUGGACCCUGAGAGCCUGUAUGCGUCUCCAGAGCAGACGGGACAGCCCCAACUCACCCUCCCCACCUCCGAGGUCUCCAACUUGGCACUAGGGGGGAACAAAUUGCAGUGCCGGUUCGACAUGUGCGAGCCCCGCAGCCUCUUGGGUUUUGAAGUGAAUGCGCACGUUAACGGUAGCAUUGCUACAGCCUAUGCAUAUGGGAAGAAGAUGAACGGGUCUCUGGAUCACCCCGACCAGCCAGACGUUGAUGCCAUCAAGAUGUUUGUGGGGCAGAUCCCUCGCUCCUGGUCGGAGGAGCAGCUGCGGGAGCUGUUCGAGCCCUACGGAGCCGUCUACGAGAUUAAUGUCCUCCGAGACCGCAGCCAGAACCCUCCGCAGAGCAAAGGCUGCUGUUUCAUAACGUACUAUACUCGCAAAUCAGCCCUGGAAGCCCAGAAUGCACUGCACAACAUGAAGAUUCUCCCAGGGAUGCACCACCCAAUCCAGAUGAAGCCCGCUGACAGUGAGAAAAACAAUGCAGUGGAAGACAGAAAGCUGUUUAUUGGAAUGAUCUCCAAGAAGUGUAACGAGAACGACAUCCGGCUGAUGUUCUCUCCGUACGGACAGAUAGAGGAGUGCCGGAUACUGAGGGGCCCCGACGGACUCAGCCGGGGUUGUGCAUUUGUGACGUUCACAGCCAGACAGAUGGCCCAGUCAGCCAUCAAGUCCAUGCACCAGUCCCAGACCAUGGAGGGCUGCUCAUCGCCCAUUGUGGUGAAGUUUGCGGACACUCAGAAGGACAAGGAGCAGAAGCGCAUGGCUCAGCAGCUGCAGCAGCAGAUGCAGCAGCUCAGUGCUGCCUCCAUGUGGGGAAACCUCACCGGCCUCAACAGCCUGGGGCCUCAGUAUCUGGCACUCUACUUACAGCUGCUGCAGCAGUCAGCCUCCCAAGGGAACGCUCUCAACAACCUGCACCCAGUUUCAGGUCUUAAUGCCAUGCAGAACCUGGCUGCUUUAGCAGCAGCUGCCACACAGGCCACGCCCACAGGCUCCAGCGCCAUGACAACCUCUAGUAGCCCACUAUGUGCACUAACAAGCUCAGGCUCCUCCCCCACCUCCAGCAGUAACUCCUCACUGAACCCCAUGGCCUCUCUGGGGGCCCUGCAGUCCCUCGCUGCUGGGGCUGGAGCCGGCCUCAACAUGGGCUCCCUGGCAGGUACGGACCUACACUGGACCCGUCCAUCUGCACUGCUUAGAUCACGGACAGGAAGCAUGGCAGCUCUGAAUGGCAGCCUGGGCUCUGGAGCUCUGUCUAACGGCUCAGGAAACACCAUGGAGGCUCUGAGCCAGGCGUACUCCGGCAUCCAGCAGUACGCUGCCGCCGCCCUGCCCAGCCUCUACAACCAGAGCCUGCUGUCCCAGCAGAGCGUGUCCGCCGCAGGCAGCCAGAAGGAAGCGGGCGACAGUCGCAGCACCGGUCCAGAAGGUGCCAACCUGUUCAUCUACCACCUGCCGCAGGAGUUUGGAGACCAGGACCUGCUCCAGAUGUUCAUGCCCUUUGGAAAUGUCAUCUCUGCUAAAGUCUUCAUCGACAAACAGACAAACCUCAGCAAGUGUUUUGGGUUUGUGAGCUAUGACAACCCCGUGUCCUCGCAGGCCGCCAUCCAGUCCAUGAACGGCUUCCAGAUCGGCAUGAAGCGGCUGAAGGUGCAGCUGAAGCGCUCAAAGAAUGACAGCAAGCCGUACUGAACACUUAGCUAGGCAGGGUGCUGUUAUGGUAAGUGGAGUGUGAAUAACGGAGCCUGGCCCACUCAGAACUGGCCUAUGCAUUACAGGGUGACGCUGCUCUGCCUCUGGGCACUCACAUGUCCAGCGGGUCACAUGACGAAGAGCUUUCAGGCUACACUGGAUUGUUCAUGUGCUAUGUUGUGGUUUGUGCACUUUGUUUUCCUUUCACUAAUAAGACAAACGGGUGUUUUUUUUUAAGUUGAAAUGUUAUCAGUUUGCUGUGGUACUUUCUAUACAUAUGAGUUGAUUGUUAGGACGUGUUGCACAUUGACAGUGUGGUCAGAGCCGUGCCAAAUCCAUCUUUGUUUCCUUCUUGUUUACCCCCCCACCCAGACUGAGCAGUAUGCUCCUGAAAACAGGCAGAUGAACAGAAAUCAUAACUACGUUCACUUUACAUUUUCUCCAACCUGCUUUUAUAUGAAACACUUGUAUUAUCUGUUAAAAUAGAGACAGUGUAUGUGAUAUGCGCCUACAUUAGAUGUCAGGGUAAGUACAGAAGCUGACAUCGUUCAUGAGGAGGAGCUCCACUCAAACAUGCUUAGAGAUUUUAGACAUAUUAGUCCUCACUGUGUGAGUUUGACGCAGGGUGUGUGUGUGUGUGUGUGUGUGUGUGUGUGUGUGUGUGUGUGUGUGUGUGUGUGUGUGUGUGUGUGUGUUGCAGCAGUGUGAUACAGACUGAAUGCUUCUCUCGGAGUGUUGCAGCUGCUGAAGGGCUUGCAUUUAGCAAGGUGCCUCAAGUGGAUUCUGCACAUGUGCCUAUAGGUUUAGCUGUAAUCAAACAUUGGCUGGAUAUGAUAGAGUGGUGCAGGAAUGAGUCCUAAAACACUGGAUAUAAGUCAGUAUUUUCCAACAUCCGAUUGGAACUUGUUUAUGAUUAGAAACCUGAAAUAAGGUCUGUGGUUAACACAAGCAAAAAAGAUGUUCAUGUGUUUGCUAUAUAACGUGUAGAAUAUGUUAACCCCCACUGGUGAAUGUCUGAAGCUCCUAUAUGGCAACAGAGUGUAUAAAUGAGAUGACUAAACGCCAUCACACCAAACAUUAGCCGCCUUAGCUUAGGCUAAUGCUGAUGUGAGGUCAAGUAGUUCCUUUAUAGGCUGACAUUAGCUUUUUACUUCUGGAGAUGAAGACAUCAUCACUGCACCAUUCUGUAGCUAAAGGCUGCUCCUUUGUGCUCUUUGAUCUGGCCGUCAGGCGGACUCACUUCCACUGCAGAUGAAAUUGUACUUAAGUGUUGAGAUUCCUCGAGGACAGAGUAUGAUUCAGCGGAGCUCCUCCUCUGCUGCUGAUGUCAGCUGUUCCUGGGAAUACUGUGAAGUAAAAACCAAACAUGAUAGGUCUGUUACCUUCAUCUGAAUAACCCAGAGUCUGUCUGAUGCACAUGUAUUACUUUGUUUGAAUCUAUUUGAUGGUUUUAGUAGCUUUCUACCCUGAAUCCUGGUGUUGUGUAAAGAAUCACCCUCAGCAACUGUCCUGCUAGCUAACAGCUGGCUAACCUACAGAGGGCUACACCACUGUGUCUCUCACCGAACUCUUAUUCAUAUCAAUGUCAACUUGCUCAAGGCAAACCUGUUAGUAACUUAGACGUGCAAAAAAUUGCGUUUUAUUUAAUUUGAUAGAACUAGGAAGUGAGACAAUUGUUGAGAUGUAUAUUUAAACUAUUAUGCCUUUUUUUAUUUUUUUAUAGGUUUUAUACUUCCCCUGUGUGUCGGGGAACUAUUUAUUGCCUAAAUUAUUUAUCUGAAUUGAAAUUAUUUUUGAAAGACAGAUGUUUAGUCCAACAGCUGAAUCUGAUCACCGGUGUGUGUGUGUCUUUUCCUUGCCUGUUUGGUGAUGUGUACUUUGUGUCAGUGUGGCAUGGACUGUGUGUGUAGGAUCCAUCAGUGCUGCUGCACACUUCUUAGAUCUCCUUCUCUGUCAUAUAUGCCUUCAUCUGAAUAAACCACUCAUUUUACAAAAACACAGGUAGCAUAGUUUAUUCUAAAGGUCCAUGUGUCUGUUGGUCCUGUUUCAUGUGAGGAAGAGUGUGAUUUCACUGGUUGUCAACAACUUCACACCAGGCCUGGUUCUGGUCCGAGUUCUAGAACUGGGACCAGUUUUAAAACUGAUUCCAGGUCCAAAUCCGAAGGUUGAGCCCAAGUGAAGACGGGAAAAGUGUGUGUGUGUGUGUCACCUUCAGACGUCACCACGAAGAAUAUUGUCACUCACUGUGUUCCCCACACGAAGUGUCUUACUGUAUACAAAAAGUGUGUGUGUGUGUGUGUGUGUGUGUGUGUGUGUGUGUGUGUGUGUGUGUGUGUGUGGUUGUGUGUGUGUGUUGUGUGUGUGUGUGUGUGUGUGUGUGUGUGUGUGUGUGUGUGUGUGUGUGUGGUGUGUGUGUGUGUGUGUGUGUGUGUGUGUGGUUGUGUGUGUGUGUGUGUGUGUGUGUGUGUGUGUGUGUGUGUGUGUGUGAAAAAGCUGAGGACCUUAGGUUUUUCAUUCGGGAAACAAGUGCAUUGUUCGGGACUAUUUCCAUCAGUGGAGUUGUAGUGAUUAUUUCUGGAAGCCGCAGGUUUCUAUUCAUUUCUCUGUGACAUUAAUAUUCCUAUCACCAAUCAACAACAGUGACACUGACAUAGAUCAGUUAUGAUCGCAGUAAACUCAUCCACUAUCUCCAGAUUGAACAAAGCUAUACAGAAACUAUUAGAUGAUUGUAAUGGUUGAACACAUUGCAACAUUUGCACAAUGGUUAGCUGUGACAUUAAAUAUUAUGUUCUGAGAAUUAUGCUAAAACAUGUAAUACUGCUAGUAUGGUACAUUUAAAAUAAAAGCAUUUUUCAAAUCCAUUCAUUCAUCAGUCAUUUGGAGUAACAUUUCUAUUUGAAUUCUCAUCACUUUUUAAUUGCAAUAAAUGAAUACCAGUUAACCGUUAAUAAUAAUAGAUAUGAACAGAUCAGUAUGAAAUAUAAUAUAUUAUUGAUGUGAUCUCUGGUGAACCUGCAUGUGUCAUUCAUUCUGUGCUGUGCUUUGUUUCAAAUGUCGUGUGUGUGUGUGUGUGUCGUCCUCUCUGUCCCUGACUGUGUACACUGAGGUUUUCUCAUUCUUAGUUUCCUCCUCUCUCCUGUCUGUGUUCAUUGCAGUUUAACUUAGUGUGUCUCCGUGUUUUUCUUUCUGUUCUCUCUAGAUCUCUUCCUGUUUGCCUAGCAUGUUGCUGUGGCGUCACUUCAUCGUCCAGUCCUUGUCUUCUGCUCUUCUCUGAUGUUUCCAAUGUCUCCCCUGACCUUGUGUUUGGCAUUGAUUACCAGGAGGUUGUGUUUGGUUGUCUUCCAUUCUGUUUGUCCUCUGUCCCGCCAGUCGGGGAAGACUGCCCCAAGAAACGUUUUAGGCUUCAUUUGAAAUUGUUACAAUCCAAACAGAGAAUCUAUUUUUGUAGAACUGACACAUAACCACUAGUUUUUGCAAAACCAGUUUGAGCGGAGUGUGACUUUAACUUAUUUGAUCUGCUGUGUUGUGGGCAGUGCUCUGUUUGUGUGUGAUUUAGCUCACGCGUGUGUGUCAAAUGACUGACACUUUGAAAGCAGGUUAGUGAUCACGUGUUGUUAGAUAUUAGUCAUUUAAUGCUAGGCUAGCAGAGGGUAAAGGUUUCCGUUAGAGAUAUGUUCUGAGGACUGUCAGUAUUUUUGACUGGAAGCACACAUGCUGUUCUUCUCUGUGUGCAGAAUCACACACAACCCAGAGCAGGGACUUUUGUCACAGUGUAUUUAGUAUGCAUGUUUUUGUAUUAUCUGCACUGAAAUUCUUGGCAAAAUGUGAUCUAACUUGUGUUAAAUUAAAUUAUGAAUAAACUGGUGCCAAAUGUUUUGCACAAUCA